Messenger RNA from Cricetulus griseus (Chinese hamster), 1018 nucleotides. The record is from RefSeq and is a predicted model, not a curated record. Lineage: Eukaryota; Metazoa; Chordata; Mammalia; Rodentia; Cricetidae.
AUGGGGUGUGACAGUCAGCGCUACCUGACGGCGCUGUGGUUUUGCCUGCGGAGAACUGACCUGACCUGCUACAAUGGGAGUAAUGACAGGGAUGAAGAUCUUCAGAAACAAGAUUGUAGAGAGAAAUCUUCAGAUACUGAUGCAGUGGCUUGUUUCUGGGUUUCUAAGUGACCUCCAGAUUGCCAAGAAGAAAGAACAAACACACCCAUUCCACAGAGAAGGAAAUUGAGAAGCCUUCUAGUUACAGUUGAAAAUAAUGCUCUACCUGAAGAUCUCUCAAAAUAUGUGGGCAUUAAUAUUACUGUGCUUUCUCAAGAUGAGAAAACAAAGGCGUUGUACAUGUGCCCGUGUGGGAAGCAGUUUUAUGAAAGUUCUUACCUUAUUUCCCACCAGAGGAGUCACACUGGUGAGAAGCCCCAUGACUGUAGCCACUGUGAGAAAGGAUUCAAUCAUAAAACAAACCUUAAUAAGCAUAAGUGAAUCCAUACAGGGGAGAAACGCUAUUCCUGCUCUCAGUGUAAGAAAAAUCAUCAGAAUUUUCAUCAGAGUUGCCAUAAAGGAAUUCAUGUAGGGAAGAAAAUAUUUAAGUGUCCAGAAUGUGGGAAAACCUUCCCCCAAAAUGAAGAAUUUAUGUUUCAUCUGCAGAGUCAUGAGGCUGGGAGACCAUAUAGCUGAAAAAAAAAAAAAAAAAGGGGGAGAAGAUUCAGUCGGUUGUCAGUCUACAUCUGGCACAAAAGAACUCACUCAGCUUCUAAGAUCCAGGAGCAGAAAUGGGAUCAGGAAAAGUCCUGCUUCUGUCUGAAAAGUUUCACAAAGAAUUAUGAAUCCCAAAUAUUUAUAAACUAAAGAACAUUUCUAAAUAAAUGGGUCAAAGGAAAAAAAUUCAUGUAAAACACAGCAAAAAUAAAAAUAAAAUUUGGUAUAUUAAAGUUUGUAAGAUAUUGAUAUCUCUUCAAUAUUGUACUUGAAGUUCUAGCUAGAGCAAUAAGACAAGAAAAGGAGAUCAAGGGGAUACAAA